CAUAUCAUCAUUUUAUUUGCCACUUGUUUCAUUUACACAUUCGGUAUAACCUCAACGCUGAAACCAACAGACCUGAAAAGAACAGAAAGAAACCAAUCAGUGGACAUGUCAGAUAAUAGAAAUAACAGUAGCUUCCAAUCUGUGAUUGAAGCUUCAUAUGGCACCUACGAAGUCAUCACAUUGAUAGUUAAACUCACUUGCUUUCCGAAACGACUUCACUCCGCAAAGAGAGUCGACUCAUAUAGAAGGUACUUUGAAUGGUUUGGAGACACUUUUCCACCCAGUCACCUGUAAAACACAGGAAGCACUUGGGGGAAAUGUUGCAUUUUCUUGAAAUUACUCCAUUACACUGCAUCAAAUUUGUUUUAUUUGGGUGAUCACCACAAACAAGCAUCAACACUGCAGGGCCAAUCGCUACGUGAUGUGUGUUGUAGGGCCAAUUGUCAAGCAAUGAUCUGAAACAGAGAGCAAAGCGCACGUUAGCAGGGUGAUCACACAAGUUCGUUAGAUGCUGUCUCCUGGACAGGAGAAGUGCUCUUGGAAGCCUCAGUGAGUCGAGACUUAGACGAAGAAAGGUCUUUCGUUGGCAGGCUUUCCAGUAGACGUGUUUUCCGCUUCUUCCAUGGAUGCCGGAGUAUGCAGCCCUUUUACAGAGGUCGAAGAAGUUGUUUUCAGCAAGUUCCUGCAAGGUGUCGACUUCCGUUACAGGAAAGACUUCAUCUUGCAUACUCCGGCAUCCAUGGAAGAAGCGGAAAACAGGGCAAGUCUACUGGAAAGCCUGCAAACGAAAGACCUUUCUUCGUCUAAGUCUCGACUCACUGAGGCUUCCAAGAGCACUUCUCCUGUCCAGGAGACAGCAUCUAACGAACUUGUGUGAUCACCCUGCUAACGUGCGCUUUGCUCUCUGUUUCAGAUCAUUGCUUGACAAUUGGCCCUACAACACACAUCACGUAGCGAUUGGCCCUACAGUGUUGAUGCUUGUUUGUGGUGAUCACCCAAAUAAAACAAAUUUGAUGCAGUGUAAUGGAGUAAUUUCAAGAAAAUGCAACAUUUCCCCCAAGUGCUUCCUGUGUUUUACAGGUGACUGGGUGGAAAAGUGUCUCCAAACCAUUCAAAGUACCUUCUAUAUGAGUCGACUCUCUUUGCGGAGUGAAGUCGUUUCGGAAACCAAGUGAGUUUAACUAUCAAUGUGAUGACUUCGUAGGUGCCAUAUGAAGCUUCAAUCACAGAUUGGAAGCUACUGUUAUUUCUAUUAUCUGACAUGUCCACUGAUUGGUUUCUUUCUGUUCUUUUCAGGUCUGUUGGUUUCAGCGUUGAGGUUAUACCGAAUGUGUAAAUGAAACAAGUGGCAAAUAAAAUGAUGAUAUGUUUAUAA
This is a messenger RNA of Trichobilharzia szidati, 1375 nucleotides long. NCBI's taxonomy places the organism in Eukaryota, Metazoa, Platyhelminthes, Trematoda, Strigeidida, Schistosomatidae. The record is from the annotation of a GenBank genome assembly.